ACACGAAAAAUUACUCCUGAACCACUGACAUCAGCUUUGUUUACGCAAAUUUGGGCCAUUCAUCAUCAAUCAAUGAUCCAUUCAUAAAAAAAAUUGUAGGUCGAGUAAAUAAAACUCAAAUUAGAUUUAGGAAAUAACUUGGAAUAUAGGUAUUAAAUUAAAAAUGCCUACAACGAAUAAGGCUGGUCCGGUGUCCGAUGACGAUGAUGAUUUCUUCAAACCAACCUCCAAUUCCACUUUAGCAAAAAUCUUUGGUGUUCCGAAGGGUGGCGCAGCUGUGAACAAAAAGUCCUCACCGGAAAAAGACUCCAGGUCGAUACAGUCCACGCCCAGCAGUAAGGUAUCCGAUCGCUACGGGGCUUCUUCCUUUCGUUACGUCCCACCAUCGGAAGCAGUCGAUUCCACUACGGAUGGGGAACAACCCGGGAGUAAGCCGUCGUCGGAUUGGAACCUAGUGCAAGCCAGUGUGGUAACUGCCUACAAGCUUGUCGGGAACGAGAACACCCCGCAAGGGAAGCUAGGAUUGGCAUUGCUCCGUUCGCAAGCUGAAUUCCGGAUUCUGAUCUAUCGGACCAAAACCGAUGCCCUUGCUACCCUUAAUUUAGACGCUGCAACAAAACUGUUUUUGAAAAAUGAAUAUCUCCAAUUUCGAAGUGACGACGACGACUUUUGGAGCGUCUUGUUUGAAAAUCCAGUUGAUCGUGAUCGUUUACUUGCGGCCAUUGAAGGCGUAUGUCUAUUAGAAUUAGAACGCCAACCCCACAAGCAACGUGUUCCUCCAAUUCCGGCAUCCAGAACCAUUCCCAAUGUGGAGGAGCCGGAUUCUGAUGCGGAAAAAGGCAAAGCAAAUCUCAUCUCACGGAUGGCUCGAGUUGGCCAACCGAUUCUUCCGCAAGCCAAGCCCGUAUCAACUACGGAAGUGAGCGAUUCUUCCGAUACGGAUGCACGCUUUGAGACAAUAGCUCGUCCUAGCAUUCCUCCCCAUCGACGGCCAGGUAAUGGAGGCGUUGGCAAAAUACAGCCCGUAACGAUGGGCAUGCAGAUAAUUCCCUCAGCAGCGAAUGCCCUCACAACCGCCAUAGCUGGACAAAAUUUGCUCCACACUGCGACCGAUGUUAACUUCAAUCUAUUCAUGACGGAAAGCAGAAUGCAAGGCACCGAAGUGCGAAUGAAUUUGUCGAAAUUGGAGUCCAAGCUGGAUCGUGUCUUGGACAAAAUCGAUUUGAUGAAUUUGAACAGCACUGGUGAAGCAAAAUCGAACACCGAUAAAGAUGAUGAUAUAUUGGCUUUGGAAGAGAAAAUUUUAGAGCUGAAGAAGGACAAUCAUGCAUUGAAAGGAAAGGUUCGCUCUUUGGAAGCAGAAGUUAGUACCCGAAAUGAAGAUGUGCACCUGAAGCAACAAUUGGCCGAAUCGGAAAAACGUUACUCAGAUCUCCAGUUAACAGUAGCAGCCAUUCAGAAAGAUUUAACAUCUAGUCGUGAUAAAAGCGAAGUAGAUCUCAGAGAAAUGGAACGAAUUAGACUAGAGCAAGAUGCAACCAAACAAUCAUUGCAUGAAAAAGCCAAAGAAAUUGAACUGCUGACUGAACAACUAAAAGAUGCUCACAAUAGUCAAUCGUCACUGAGAGAGGAGAAUUCCAAACUGGUAAAACAAAAUGAGGAUUUGCAAAGCACUUUAAAUAAUAUGGAACAACAGCUGAAAAGUUUAAACGAAAAGGUAACUGGAUCUGAGCCGGUGGAUGAGCUGAUCAAAACCAUUAUGAACAACUGUUUCCAACGAAUGUGCGACCAGAUUGACGAUGCCAGAACUUUGAAGAUUGUAGGGCAAACGAUCAAACAUGAAACCAAAGCUGCUUUGGCGCGGCGGCAGAAAAAAUAAAUUGAGGAAAAAUGUUAGCUUGUUACGAUAGGUA
This is a messenger RNA of Aedes aegypti (yellow fever mosquito), 1913 nucleotides long. Its product is annotated as FK506-binding protein 15-like. Bases 164 to 1879 code for a protein of 571 amino acids. The transcript is spliced from 3 exons. Lineage: Eukaryota; Metazoa; Arthropoda; Insecta; Diptera; Culicidae. The record is from RefSeq and is a predicted model, not a curated record.